AUGUCACUAAAUUCAAGCAGCAACCUGGACCACGGAUCUUCAUUAUGGAUCAGCGACAACGACGAAAUGGUGCUCUUGACUAUGACCAAGAAUACGGUGGAGGGGCUGCGGCAGGUUGAGGAUCGACAACACAUAUUAGCAAGGACUACACACCAGGACAAUAACAAUCCGACUAAACCACCGGUCGAGAACACGGCGGACGAGCCUUUAUGCGACAACGACGAUGAGAAGCCACCACAAAAGAGUGGUAGGACACAGCUGGACGGAUCCCCCUCUACACCGGUGACAGAUGGGCUGCAACUCACUGCCGAGUCUACGGAACCUUCCCUGGCGAACCCAUCUGUUGGAAAUCCUAUAUCUCACAGCCAGGUAUUAGAUUUGUCAAGGCAAAUGAGGGACACAGGAUCCGACUUUGGUAGACUAGAAGAGCUCUUACGAGGGUCCAAAGUUUAUAUACCUCCACCUCCCCCCAAGCGGGAGCCUACAUCUGAGUACAAAGCGUUGAUGGCACGACUGCGUCGCGAAGAAGAACUGCGCGUCUACGAACGAAUGACGAAUCCUCCAGCACCAAUGGAGACAUUUACACAGAAAUUCCCUGCCUCGUCAGCCGCUUUCGCCUUCUCCUCGAAUCAAGGCUCAGCUAAAGAGCUUGAAGACGAAGUCACAUAUGCCGACGUUGAUAGACAAAUGGCAUUGAUAUUUAAUGUCUUGAUCAGUAUUGUUGCUUGUGCAGGUGGCUUAUGGGUUGUCGCUCGUUGGUGGAGUACACCCGCUCGAUUGGCGCUAAGUAUGGGUGGUAGUUUGCUGGUUGGGGUCGCAGAAGUUGUCGUGUAUUUGGGCUAUGUCAGAAGAGUAGGAGAGGCCAAAGGGAAAGCUAAAGGUCUUAAGGAGGUCAAAGAGAUCGUCAACACAUGGGUUGUUGGAGGGCCCGACUAUGGAAACGAUACCAUGGACUCUGCUGUCCCGAUAACAGGCAACCACGAUGCGGAAGAAAAUAGUACUCGGAGACGAAAGAUCCAAACUUAA
Messenger RNA from Glarea lozoyensis ATCC 20868, 1026 nucleotides. RefSeq lists its product as uncharacterized. Gene Ontology annotation, cellular component: endomembrane system. Bases 1 to 1026 code for a protein of 341 amino acids. The record is from RefSeq and is a predicted model, not a curated record. Lineage: Eukaryota; Fungi; Ascomycota; Leotiomycetes; Helotiales; Helotiaceae. The transcript is spliced from 2 exons. Gene Ontology annotation, biological process: vacuolar proton-transporting V-type ATPase complex assembly.